This is a messenger RNA of Pelagomonas calceolata, 3594 nucleotides long. The record is from the annotation of a GenBank genome assembly. NCBI's taxonomy places the organism in Eukaryota, Pelagophyceae, Pelagomonadales, Pelagomonadaceae.
CUGAAAUCAAACUGAGCCGCUGCAAACACGCUCUGUGAGCAAGCAGGCAACAAGCGCGCUCACUCGCGGCUUCCUGUACAACCGUUGUCACUGCGGGUGCAAGAGGUUUGGCGCGCGAUACGCAGUUGGCGCGUAAAUCACUGCGCCGCUUCACAGAGCCGCGCACGCUCCAAGCGCGACGCUCGCGCCAUAAACGCCGCGCACGCAACUCAAGCGCAGUACAAACGAUGGACUGGACCUCCCAGGACGACAUCGAGGGCGAGUGCGCGCCGACGCAGCUGGUUCCCGCCUCCCAAGCGUGCGACAUCGCCGAGGAGAGCGCGCUCGAGUUCAAUCCCGACCAAUCCCAGGACGCCUGGGGCGCGCCCGAGUCCCUGGACGCCUGGUCGGCGCCGUCGCCGGUGUCGCCGCCCAGGACGGCGACCUCGCCGCCGCGCGCCGAGGGCUGGUCGCCGGUCCCGAAGGCGCCGACGCCGCCCCCCAAAUCGCCGCCGCCCAAGGCGCCGUCGCCCGUCGCCGUGCAGUCGCCGAAGAUCGCGGCGGCGACGGAGCCGGCCGACGACGAGCUCCGGCGCUGGGUCGCCGCGCGGGUCUCGCGAGAAACCGAUUUGCAGACCGUGACCGUCAAGACGAUUACCAAUGAAUUGAAGGCGGCCUUCGGCGGCAUCAAGGUCAAGGGCGCGCGCAAGGCCCUCGUCAAGGCCGCUAUUGUGGAAGCAUUGGCCCAGCAGGCGGCGCCCCAGGAGUCCUCGGAGAGCGACGACGACGAGGCGCCGCCGUCCGAGGCGCGGCGCCUGGGCUUUGACGACCUGGUCGAGGACGAGGAGGAGGAGGAGGCUCCCGUCGUAGCCGAGGACGACACGGAGGAGCGCCCGAUGAACCCGUAUUUGUACUUCUCAAAACUCAAGCGCAGCGAGGUGCGCGCGGAGGUCGACGGUGACGAGGCCUUCGCCGAGCUGUCGGGGGGCAAGCGCAACGCCGAGGCGACGAAAAGGUUAGGAGUGCUCUGGAAGGCUUUGUCAGAGGAAGACAAGCGGCGGUAUAAAGAUGAAGCUCCUAUGAUCAAGUGCAAGAAGCGCAAGUCGACGAAGAAGCGUAAGUCGGUGGAAGCGGCCGACGCGCCGGCGUUCGAUCCGGAGGCCCACGCCGCCGAGUACGCCCAGCUCUGCGAGACGGAAGACAAGCCGCAAGAAAAGCUCCCCGAGGAGGUCGCCGAGACCGAGGCCCAGCUCGAGGCGGCAAAACGCGCCGCGGCCAUCGAGGAGGCCAUCGCCGCGGAGGAGGCGGCCGCGGACCAGGAGGCCGAGGCGAAACGAGAAGCCUUGGCGGCGUCGAUCAAGCAGCGCUUCGAGGAAGAUGCUCGUAAAGAGGAGCUCGCGGCGCGGGCGACGCUCGCGAAGCUCAUGAAGGAGGAGUCUUCUGAUGACGACUCCGACGUCGAGCUCGAGAUCGUGGGCGCGCCGUCGCCGGCGAAGAAGGCGCGGCGCGAGUCCCUGUCUCCUUCCAAGAGCACGACGGUCGAGGCUCUGAAACGAGCUAGGACGAAGCGAGCCGGCGGUCGUAGAGCUUUGCGUGAUAAAUUACGAGCGAAAGCGGCCAGAGCGGGCAUGGUCAAGUACGCCGAGCAGGCGUCCGUGGAAGACAUCUCGGCCGAUGACUACGUGAGACGUUUGGAGGCGUUAGAUGCCCAACGAGUGGUCGAAGCGCGGGAAGCGGAGCGUAGAGAUAGGGAAGAAAGGGAAUUAGAACAGAAGCUGCGGGCCGCGGGCCGGCGCUUCGCGGAGAUCGACGCGCGCGAGGAGGAAUUGUUUGUUCCGGACGCCGAGGACGCCUUAGCGAUGGAUCGGGCCGCGGCCCAGGACGCGAUCCAGGCUUGUUUAGAUGCCGAGCGGCGCUUGUCGACGGUGCCGGAGGAGUCGCCCGAGGCGUGGUCUUCUCCCUCGCCGGAGCCGGCGCCGUCGGCCACGGCGCUCGCCGAGGACCUCGCGCCGGCGGCAGAUGUGCCCGCGGAGGCGGCGGACGGCGUGUCCGCGGAGCAGGCGGCCGAGGACUCGGAGAUGGCGCCGGCCGCGUCGGCCACGGCGCUCGCCGAGGACCUGGCUCCAGCGGCGGAAGACGAGGCGGCGGACGGCGUCACGGCGGCCCAGGCGGCCGAAGACCAGGCGCCCGUCGAAGACUCGCCCAACAAGGCGGCCGAACCUGUCGCCGUCGCCGCGCCGGCCGAAGGCGCCGACAAUGAUGACGACGCGGCGCCGCGCAUCGAGGACAUGGAUAUUGAAGAGGACCAAGACCAACCCAAGAAGGACCGGAACGCCGCCUACAAGGCGAUGCUCGAGGCCGACGCGAAGAGGGCCAAACAAAAAACCGCGCACGGCAUCGAAGGGGAGGCCGAGGAAAGCGACGAGGAGGGACAGGCCCAGAUGGGCCUCGGGGACUUCGGGUUCGGGGUCUCCAAGCCGAAGCAGGACCAGGAGGAGCAGGAGGACGUCAAGAUCACGGAAGAUGACCUCGAGGCCGUCGUCGACGAAUUGAGUGAUGGCGAAGGUGACGAAGAAGGCGCGGAGCAGCAGCGGGCCAAGGAGGAGCGCAAACGGGAGCGCGAGGAGAUGGCCCAGAUGUUGCGGCGGGUGCGAGACGGUUUCGGGGGCCAGGACGCGCGCGGCGGCGCGUUCCGGAUCGAUGAUCUUGUUGGUAUGGACGCGUCCGCAAGGAAGGAGGCCAAAAGGUUGGGACUGGAGGAUUCGGAUGACGAGGAGAUCCGCAAACUCAGAGCCGGUUCGGAUGAUGAGGAGGAGGAGGACGGCGACGACGAGGGCGACGAGGAGCGCGGGCUAGCUGCUUUGAUCUCCCAGGAGCUCAAGAACCGCCACUUGGGAGAUAGAUUGAGGAGGAAGCAGGAGCCACUCAUCUCCGAGAGCGAGUCCGAGUCCGAGGACGAGGCCGAAGCUGUUAAGGCUGGAUCGGAUUCCGAGGAGGACGAGGUUGCCAUCAAGAUUAAGUCAAGACAGUGGGCUAGAAGAGCCAAGAUGCGCCGCGUGCUCGACGAGAAGGCCGCGCGGGAAAAAGCAGAAAGGGAGGCGAACGGCGAGGCGUCGCAGGGCGGCGCCGCUCUCUUGGAUGCCGACGAGGACUCGCAGCUCAUCCUGUCCAUGCUCUCGCGGACGCAAUCAUCUAGAUCGGUGUCGUCGCAGCGGUCGGGCGAGCUGCCUUCCUCCUUGGAUCGCGCGCCAUCACUCAUCAGAUCCGCCUCAGACUCGCAAGCGGCCUGGCUGCCGGCCGCGAAGAAGCCGCGCCUGGGGACCGGCGUGUCGCAGCAGGCCGAGGACACUUUGCUCGGGCGAUGCGGCUCCUUCUUCGCGGCGUUAGAUCGGUCGCACUCCGCCGGCGCGCCCUCGGCCAAGUCGCACGCGGCCAAGGCGGCGAAGACGGCCGUCAGCCUCUCGUCGCUCUUCGGCCUCGACGCGUCGUCGCAGGGCUUUCCCUCCUCACGAUCGGGCGCGGGCAAGGCGCCGGCGAAGGGCCCGACGAGUUUCGCGGGCAUCGCGAGCGGCGCUAGUUAACUUCCCCUAUCCCCUAUAAGUCAUCGACUGUGAA